Molecule: messenger RNA, 4716 nt
Organism: Mycena citricolor
Lineage: Eukaryota; Fungi; Basidiomycota; Agaricomycetes; Agaricales; Mycenaceae
Source: the annotation of a GenBank genome assembly
CGGCGAUGUGGACUUGGAAUCCGAGCAAGGAAAUCCGGGACGAGCUGAGCCUUCCCGGCUUGAUCGCGUCGGCAAAUGGGUGGGUCGAAGCCUGAUAUCAGCAUGGCCUGGUUCAAGAACUUCCUGAUAUUCGAGUCAACGGUCCACAUUCAUAUUACACUGAGCUCAGGAAACAACUCGAGCGCUUUCCUCUCGGUUUGGGAGGGUACCCUGACUGAAAUCUGGCUACAUGAAAUGCAUCACGCACGUUUCUAAUGCAUUCACCGAGCUUGAAUUAAUGCAGACCUACAUCUCAGCGCCCAGAAAAAUGUGGGAGUCAAGGCCGCUUAAUAUUGGAUCAUAAGAAGCUGCAAGAUCUCGGCAAGACUCCUCUUCGACUAUAAUGUCAACCCCGCCCAAUCAAAUCAUGUGGCAGACCCAUAGUUCAUUGUGUAUGUUGCACUGCGUUGUGCAGACCGUUGUUCUCGCUUUUCGUGUUCAAGAAGGCCUGUCAACGGGCUUGCGGGCCACGAUGCUCAGCUCACCUUCUUGAUCUUUCCUUGGUCCGAUCCUCCUUCUUCGUGCGUAAGCGAUUGCCGCAGUACCUGAAGCUUCUUCCGUAACGUCUCUCAGUAGUCGCACGAGCUAGCGGCCGACGAUUCCAGCUGAUGUGCGCAGACAGGUGCUUUGUCUUUCCCGGAUGGUUUCCCACUCCCCGGAGGUCAGGAAGUUUUGAAUUGCCGCCUCUCAAGAUCGAUAACCGCAAGCCCAGUCUAAGAUCAACGAUCCUAUUUCAUUGCCCGACCUCGCAGAGCAGCAGUCCGUCAUAUUGUCUCAUAAAUCCCCCAGAAUCAAGUCAUUCUCCCAUCCAGAACGAGCUCGAGCGCUCUCCUCUCGAUUUGGGAUAGUUCCUCGGGUGAUUUCUGGCUACAGGCAGUGCAUCACGCACGAGUUUCGAAUCCAUUCACCCGGCUUGCGCUCCUCUAUCAAUGCUGGAGUCGGAGUCGGAAACAAGGAUGACUUUAUCUCAGUGCUCCGGAAUCCUUCUCUCGGUCUGCGGGGUUUGCAUUAACACGACGCGGAUCGGACAAAUACUGUCACAUGAGAGACACACACGCGCCGAACGAAUGCACCCGCUGCUGGGAGUUUGAGCUUUCAACAACGCCGACCAACACACAUCGGUCAGGGUCGAACGAGGCAGACAAGGCCGCCUCGUAUUAGAUUACAGGCUGCGUCAAACUCACGGCAAGACUCCUGUUCGAGCACAACGUCGUCCUCGUGCCAUCAAAUCACGGUCCAAGUCUAUUGUACUUUGCUCCAGUUGCUCCUUGUACUGCGGCCCUUGUUUUCGGGCUUUUGUAUUCAAGACGGCUUAUAAACAGCCUUGAAGACAACGAUGUCCAGCUUCCCUCGACGAUCUCACUCUGGACGAUUCCUCUUGCUUUGUGCACAGCGGAUCGCCGCGAUAUCUCAAGACUGCUACAUUUCUCCCAGUUUUCGGUCGAGCUGGCGGUCGAAGAUCUCAGCUGAUACGCGCAGACAGGAGGUCUAGAAGUGGCUGCCACUGGAGAUCAAUAACCACAAGGCCCAGAUCAACAGAUCUUUCUUAUGAACGCAUCAGACUGAAAGGAGAUGCUCCCGGAAACGCCAUGUCCAUGCCCCUUGCGAACUGACGUCUGGCAGGAAAGUGAAGCUCGCCUGAGAACAGGAGAACACAAGGAGGGGGAGCCGAGAGUGUCGUCAGAGUGAACAUGGCUGAGGACCAUGUAACUCGAUCAUUAUCUUGAGGGCAGCGGCAAAGGGCGCAUGUGGCAAGGAAAGUACAAGGACUGGUGAGUUUCGGGAACAAGGGCGGGAGCCAAAAACGUCUCUUGACACGUGAGGGGACGACGGGUGCCAGAUCCAUAGCCUGACGCCGGUUGAUUGGUAGGGUACGACCGUUCUGCGGCACCGUUGGGUGCAGCGACGACGAGCUGGGAGGAUUUUACUUUUCACUUCUGCACUCCGCGUGUCAAGCUCUUGGACUCGCGUGGGCGGGAACAAGGGGACAUCCCGAUAAGGACUGCGUUGGCAAUAAAGAAACGUCCAAAUGCGGUUAUGCGUCAGAAAUCAGAUUCCGUGGAACCUAACACGUGCUGGGGUCCAGGUGAGGUUCGCUCUGCAGGGCGUCAAGGAGACGACUGUGCUGUGGGUUCCAGAGUAUGAGAAGUUGUCGGAGCGUACGAGGAAUGUCUUUUACUCUGCUCACAAAGCACAAUGCCGCUCUGUACAUGCUAUGUUUCUGAAUGAUGUCGCUGAUGAUGGGCGCUGGUGCCCGGGGUCCCUGCCUUGGGGCCACCCUUUCCCCUUCGCUUCGAGCUUUGGAACAUCCGAUGCUUCACCUGUCCUUAUAAGGGCGAACAAUAGAAAAGGAUAACGUGCCCCCAUUGUUCGCUCGUUUGGGAUCCCUCUUCCACCACGCCCCAGUCGAUUCUCAAUCAUCCAGGAGCGCUAUGCCUGCCCUUCGCUCAGCUUCUCGCCGGACCAGUGGAGGUUAUGGGAGGAGGAGGAGUUCAAUCGCGCCGCUCGUCGCCAAACCCGGGACGUACGGUUAUGCUGCUCCCACCGCCCCAUCUACUAUCCUCCCCGACGCGGCCAGUGCUUCGUCUUCAUCCUUGACACCCUCCAACCAGGCGACGGUGACCUUCGCGCCCAAUGUGACGCCGAUUACGUACAACGCCCCGUCCCCCGAUGAUUCCUCGUGCGACGAUCUGCCACGCCCAGGGGACACGGACGUCACUGCCCCGCUGUUCCCGCCGAGCAAUCAGCCUGCGCCGGCACCAAGGAGGAAACGGGUUGCACCUGGCAAGAGGCGAAGUCUGGGGUACAUUCCUCGCCCACCCAACGCAUUCAUGCUGUUCCGUGCGAACUUUGUGAGAUCGAGGCAUAUCCCUGGCAGCCUAGAAGCCACGCACAGCAGUCUCAGCAAGAUCAUCGGCACCGUCUGGCGCUCGCUGUCUCUGCGCGAGAAGGCCACAUGGGAGAAGAAGGCGAAGGACGCCAAGGCGGAACACAAGAUCAUGUACCCCGACUACAAGUUCCGACCCGUCCACGGCAAAGCGCGCGCGCCCAUCGGCUCGUACUCCAACAGCGAUUACAACGCCGCGCGGACGAUCAAGCACGAGAUGGAGGAGAAGCGAUCGGAGGAUAUCGCAUCGCUGUUGCUGCAGGGGAAGAAAGGCGACGAGCUCACUGACGCGGUGAAUGAACUCGAUGUGCGCCGACGCGCCGAAUACGCGCUGUCCAAGAGCGAGACUGCCACCGACCGGGCGUUCACAGACUCGCCGUCUCCUGGUCCCGAACUUUUGUACAACCCCAACAUUCCCGAUGGAUAUGGUACGGAUGUGCCGAUGUCGAUGCCCAAGUAUCCGCACCCGCUCAACUUGGAUCCUGGCGCUUUUUAUCUCUCCCGGGAUGUGAGCUCCCCACCGUCUUCGACGUUGACCGCGGGAUCUCCGUAUCAGAUGCCGCUGCCUAUGCCCCUGUACCAGCAGCAGCAGCAGCUCGAUUCCUCUGAUCGUUGGAGACACCGUCGGAGCUCUAGUGUACCGCUGCCGACCGAAUGCCACUAUGGACCAUUUUACGGACACGAUGAAGCGACCAUGAGCGUCAAUUCCAAUGCGCUGACGCUUCCUCCCAUUCAUUUCCCCAUCGACCACACCAACGUCGGUUCGUGGAUGCUGCCCCCGCCGCCGACCGCUGCGGAAGAUUCGUUGUCGGGUGCUGCGAUCGGCAUCAGCGCGGGUUCACAGCGGAUGUCGUUAUCGUGGGGUUCGAUGGGGUCGACUGGUUACAUGCGACCGAGCUUCAGCUUCGGGUUCCGCAACUCGUAUUCGUCGACGUGGUAUGCUGCUGGUGGAACCGGUUACGCUGCGAACACUUUUGAUCCGAUCGGCCGCCGGGCAAGCAGUGCGCAGGCGUUCUUCUCCCCGACGUCGUUCAAGUUCAACACUUGCGGCAGCGACGCUGCAGAGUAUGAGCAGCAGCUGCCGGAGGAGCUUCCGGAUGCGGACACGUCGCUUUUCCACCCGGGUUUCCUGAACACCUUUGGUGGAGCGCCGGUUUCCGAGCUGGCGAUGGCGAACUUCGAAGUACAACAGGCGUCCGUGCUGCACGCACCCCAGCCGAUGAACCCUGUCUCCCCGCUGAACUCGGUCGAAUUCCACCCGCCCGCGCCUCAGUACUCGGAGCCGCCCGCGCCUGAAGUGUACGAUGUCCAAGACCCUGUUGUCAUGGAAUCUUCGACCCCGACGCCAGUUGCUCAGACCUCAUCGCUGUCUCCGCAACUGCAGUACCCAGAGUCUGCUGCUCCUACUCCUGCGCCUGAGCCGGUGCAUUACCCCCCGUUCGAGUUUGCGUCUGAUUCAGGAGAACUGCAUUUCGCUGCGCGGCCGUCGAUCGACAUCGGAAUGUUGAUUGCGAAACCGGUCGAUAUGGCAUAUGCAGCGAGCUACGCAAACGAGUUCGAGUAGUCGCACGACGAUCCAUCUGCUCAGAUGUCCAUGGGUUCUUCCUCCUGCUUGUUUUUAUAAUCUUGACCCUGAUUUCUGGUUUCUGCUCUGCCGUAUAUCAUGUAGCCAUAGCCAGCGCCGCUUCCUCAGAGUGGUGCAUCCCCCGAUUUCCCAAGUACCCACGUCUCUUGUAAUGACUGUAUACUAAUUAUUGUGUAUUUAUAAUCCAGUAUCAGGUUUCAUCAGC